Messenger RNA from Sporothrix brasiliensis 5110, 678 nucleotides. RefSeq lists its product as uncharacterized. The coding region runs from base 1 to 678 and encodes 225 amino acids. Lineage: Eukaryota; Fungi; Ascomycota; Sordariomycetes; Ophiostomatales; Ophiostomataceae. The record is from RefSeq and is a predicted model, not a curated record. The transcript has a single exon.
AUGCAUUUUCUUCUCCUCGGUUCCACGGGCCGCACGGGCCAGCUCGUCGUCAACGAGCUGCUGGCCCAGGGCCACACGGCCGUCUCGCUUGUCCGCAGCCCCGACAAGCUGAAGGCCCGCAAGGGCCUCACGAUUGUCAAGGGCUCCACCCUCAACCGGGACGACGUCGAAAAGGCCGUCACCGCGACGUCGACACCCCUGGACGGCUGCAUCUUCACCCUCGGCAGCAUCCGCACCUCCGACAGCCCCUUUGCCGCGCCGGUGUCGCCGCCCCGCUUCAUGGCCGACUCGGCCGCCAAUGCCGUGUCUGUGCUGGCGAGCCACAAUGUCAGCCGCAUCGUCAUCCAGUCCACGGCCGGCAUCGGUGACUCGUGGGCCGGAUUCCCCACGUUCCUCAAGAUGUUCAUGGGCUGGACCAAUGUCAAGUACACGCUGGCCGACCACAACCUGCUGGACGCCGAGCUUCCCAGGACGGGGGCGCAGUACACGCUGGUGCGGCCCAUGCGCAUCGUCUUUGACACCCGCAAGGAGACGCAGUUGGAGGUGCUGCCCAGCAACGGCGGCGGCAAACUGGGCGUGUCAAACGCUGCGCACUUGUUGAGCGUGGCCAAGUUCCUGGUCAAGGUGGCCGUCGAGGGACGGUAUGUGCGCGAGACGAUCAUCGUGCGGGACAAAUAA